Molecule: messenger RNA, 3896 nt
Organism: Schistocerca piceifrons (Central American locust)
Lineage: Eukaryota; Metazoa; Arthropoda; Insecta; Orthoptera; Acrididae
Gene: mbt
Product: serine/threonine-protein kinase PAK mbt
Exons: 10
Coding region: 421-2343 (640 amino acids)
Biological process (GO): regulation of MAPK cascade; protein phosphorylation; intracellular signal transduction
Cellular component (GO): cytoplasm
Molecular function (GO): protein serine/threonine kinase activity; ATP binding
Source: RefSeq, a predicted model, not a curated record
UGUAUGGUGUGAAUGUAUACUGUCUCGUUUGUGAAGUAUUAACAUAAACUUGCAAAUUUGGAUGUGUGCAGACGAGGCAAGUUAUUGUUGAAUAGUGAGUUCCAUAAAGGCGAGUACUUAUUAAAUUAGACUUGUCUGUGGUGGCGAAGUAGUAAACUGUCAUUUCCAAGCAAAGUGUCGGUCUUAACAGCGAUUUGAGAGCUAGAGUGAAUGCCCUUUGACGCCCAGUGCACCAAGGUACAACCCCCGUUUCAAUCAGUGGGGGUUACAAUAUUUGUUCGCGUAAACUUUUGAAAUGAAUGUGACAUGGUGCUGUGAAAUUCCAAAAAUUCAUCGACAGGCAAUAGGCAUUUCCUGAUACACUCUUUUGAAUCAACAGUGGUACGUUGUGAGAAAGCUUUUCCGAGUAGUGAUUGAAGAAUGUUUGCUAAGAAGAAAAAGAAACCGCAGAUUUCCUCUCCCACAAACUUUGAACACCGUGUGCACACGGGAUUCGACAAGAGGGAGGGGCGGUAUGUGGGGCUUCCACUACAGUGGGCGAGCAUCGUUGGAAACAAUCAAAUCCUGAAGAGUACAAACAGACCACUACCUCUGGUCGACCCUUCUGAAAUAACACCAACUGAGAUUUUGGACUUAAAAACAAUCGUUCGUGGUGAUCCUCGGCUGAGUGGCAUUCCGAAGACUUCGAAUGUCGCCCGAUCGAACUCGUUGCGAUCGUCGAGCCCGCCGCGGCUGUCGAGGCGCGGGGAGUACCGCCAGGCUGCUGCUGGUGUGCCGCCACCAGUGCCAGAGGGGGAAGUGAUGCCUCCACUGCCCCAUCAGCAGCAGCUUUACAGUGGGGGCGGGCCGACGGCUGGACCUCCUGGCCCUGGCGGGUCCGUGAAGCACCAGCCCUAUCUGAAGCAGUCCUCGCCAGAAGGUGGAGACUGGCUGACCGGCAGCAGCCGCACUGCUGAGGCCGGUGGCGACUACCGCGGCACCCCGGCUUCGGCGUACCAGCAGAACCUGGCGAACGGCAACCUACCUCCUGCUGCCACCUCCCCCACCGUGGGACCCGUGACGGGGGCGUACCGCCCGCCUGUGUCGCAGUCGCCUGCCACACCGGGCCCGCAGCAGCCCCAGUGGCAUCAGCAGGCGCCCCACCACCACCCGCCCCACACCCACAACAUAAACACCAAGGUCAGCCAGUUGCCCCCCACGGACGGACGAACGUCGCACCACGCCGCUACCCCUAAUGUCGGCGAGGCACAGCCGCAUGCGGUGGCGGAUCGCGACAGGAAUCACAACCACGGCCACGGCCACGGCCACGGCCACCCGCAGCAGCACUUACCGCCGGCACAGGCGCAGCUCCCGCCCACUGCUGCCACACCGCAGCCGUCGUCUGGUGUCGCCCCCCAGGCUGCUGCUGCCGGCAGUGGGGGAGGAGCUAAACCGCCACAGCACGAGCAACAGAGGCUCACCCACGAGCAGUUCAGAGCUGCUCUUCAAAUGGUGGUGAGCCCUGGUGACCCACGUGAAAACCUGGAGCAGUUCACCAAAAUUGGUGAAGGCUCUACAGGAACUGUGUGCAUUGCUGUGGAGAAGUCUACAGGCCGCCAGGUUGCUGUCAAAAAGAUGGAUCUCCGGAAACAGCAGCGGCGGGAACUUCUAUUCAAUGAGGUGGUGAUAAUGCGUGACUACCACCACCCAAACAUCGUGGAGAUGUACGACAGCUUCCUGGUGCAGGACGAGCUGUGGGUGGUGAUGGAGUUCCUGGAGGGGGGCGCCCUGACGGACAUCGUGACGCACGAGCGCAUGGACGAGCAGCAGAUCGCGACGGUGUGCCGGCAGUGCCUGCGCGCUCUCUCCUACCUGCACUCACAGGGUGUCAUCCACCGUGACAUCAAGUCUGACUCCAUUCUGCUAGCUGCUGAUGGGAGGGUAAAGCUGUCAGACUUUGGUUUCUGUGCCCAAGUUUCACAAGAACUUCCAAAGCGAAAAUCACUUGUUGGAACACCGUAUUGGAUGUCACCAGAAGUUAUCUCUAGGCUUCCAUAUGGGCCAGAAGUUGACAUAUGGUCACUUGGUAUUAUGGUGAUAGAGAUGGUUGAUGGUGAACCUCCUUUCUUCAAUGAACCACCACUGCAAGCAAUGCGCCGAAUAAGGGAUAUGCCUCCUCCAAAACUGAAGAACACUCACAAGGUAUCACCAAGGCUGCAGGGAUUCUUGGAGAGGAUGCUUGUCCGAGAUCCUGCGCAGAGGGCGACAGCGGCGGAGCUGCUGCAGCACCCUUUCCUGAGGCAGGCGGGCUCCCCGGCACUCCUGGUGCCGCUCAUGAGAGGCUCACGCCACAGCAGCUGCUAGUCGCAGAAGCCGACCUCCCGCAGUAACCCGAGUAGUGUAUGUUACACAGUCAAGUGCCUGUUUGUGCCAUUCCAGUGCACAUCUACCUAAUUCUACCACAAAAUGAUCACAAAGUGAUCCUUUUUAACACGGGUCUGGUUGAACACAAAGUGGGAAACUAUAUUCGUGGAUUUGGCAGCUUGUGCGUUUAUGUCUUCGUCAUUUUGAAGAACUUAUUGAUACUGUGGUGAGAUCUGCCUGUGUAUAGUGUUUAGUCUCCACAUGUUGCUGUUAAGGGUAUUGAGCUUGUAUUUACCUCAGCUAAUGCUUAUUGCCCAGUAAAUGUGGAAUUAUGUUGGCAAAAUUUCUAGAUACAGAUGUUGCAAAUGUACUUAUUGUGUACUGUAGCACCCGGAAUUUUAUAUAAUAUUUUUAUUAGUGAGUAGCAGUAAACAAGACUUUUUGAGAAGUAAAUAGGAUACUGCAUUAGUAACAGCAAGAAUCUACCUUUAUGUAUGUAGGUGUUAUUAAAGCUUUCCAAAGAUUGGAUCGAAGGAUGGAAAUAAAAAUGUAUUUCUGUUUGCUGGUAUUAAUGCAAGUUCUUGAAUGUAUUUACAAGAAAAUAGUUAAGUUUAUCUCUCUUCAAGAACAUUCAGCAUUAAGCAGUAACAGUGAUAUCGAACUUCCCAAGGGACUAAAACUGUGUGCCACCCAGGACUCCAACUGUAGUUUUGCAUUUUGCAGACUUCAAUAGAAGAAUUCCUGUGAAAGCCAAUGAUCUGGGUGAAAAGAUCUGGUCCAGCACACACUUUUAUUCUCUCGGAAAGUUUCAUUGCAGCGUACACUCAAGUGUGGAGUGAAACAUGUAUGCUGGACUGGAAAUACAUGUUCAUUAGGUGAAAAAUCCAUGUGGAAAUUUUCAUAUGUUCAUCACCUUUGCUUGAUUGAAAGGUUUAUUUAUCAAGUUGUGUGCAGCAAAUAGGAAACAAUGCUCUAAGGCAGCUGUGACAGAGUUCUUUUAAUUACUAGAAGCUCAUUCACAAUGAUUUGUGUGUGGUACAGUAAAUUCUUCCCAUUUAGUAAUUAAUUGAUUGAAAUUUGUUGCAACUCAUCUAUCUUUGUAUAGUUGUACAGUCUUUAAGGUGUAUGGUAAACAAAAUGUGUAUUUCCUAAUGAAAGGAUAAAAUGAAGUAUCUCAGUGGCCUUUGCAUACAAUGAGUUAAGAUGAUAUUUUUGUAGCAGUUAAGCACUGCCCUGGCAGUGGGAAACCUUCCUUAUGUUCCAAUAGAAUGGUGUAGGGAAGUCACAGAAAGCGCAAGAUGAGAGAGACUGGGGGUUAGAUGUCAGUCAUUCAUGUAAAUGUAUUGUUGUCUUCAUGUUGCAGCAUGUCAGUUGAUUGGUUAUUUGAAUUUAGCUUAUCUGGGCUGUUCUCAUUGCAUCUGGAUGGUGUUGUAUUUGCUGACAGGCACAUAAGGAAGACUAAAGCUUUCGGACAAAUACAUACAUAGACAUACAUACCCCUGUGAACACUGCGUCACCCCCCCCCCUCCUCACACACACACACACACACACAC